CGUCUUAGUGGUAGGAGUUUGGUGUGUUGUGCGAGAAGAAAGUGUUUUGCAAUUGACUUUUAUCCAGUUGUUACUUAUACGUAAAUUGCAGUAUUUUCUUGGCUCUGUAUUUAUAUUAAUUUCGCUGUGGAAUAUUGAACAGCACCGGAAGAUUUUAUACUUGGGAAAGUAUUAAGAAGUAAUCGUGGGCGGUGUGAUACGUUGUAUCUCCUUGUGUUUGUAAGAAUAGUAGAUGACUCCCAGUUGAUUGAUUGCUUUAAGUUGUUGGUGUUUAAUGUCAGAAUAUAAACAGUAUACUUUGAAUUUACAAUGAUGGAAGUUUCCAAUCUAGGGAGGUCUAUUUCGAGUAUUUUGGAAAGUGGUUCGCACAUACAUUCUGAGAAGGAAAGGCAAGGACAUCACCAGUCUGAUACGUUUGAAAGAUCUUAUCGUGUUGGAAAUAUCCUUGGGAAAGGUGGUUUCGGAACUGUUUAUUCAGGUGUCCGUAUUUGUGAUGGAGUGUUGGUAGCAAUAAAGCAAAUUGCAAAACAGAAGAUAACCGAUUGGAUAGAGGUUGGUAGUCAGCAAAUUCCAUUGGAGGUAUGCCUCUUAAAACAGCUGGCCCACAUUCCUGGUGUAAUUAAACUACUGGAUUAUUAUGAACGUUCAGACAGUUGUAUCAUCGUUAUGGAACGUCCAGAUCAAGCUAAGGACUUGUUUGAUUACAUUACUGAGAAGAUCUGCCUCAAGGAAUCUGUGGCUCGUGGCUUCUUCAGACAAGUAGUAGAGACUGUUAUACAGUGUCAUAAUGCUGGUGUGAUUCACAGAGAUAUCAAGGAUGAAAACAUACUUGUUGACUUGAAGUCCCAUUCUUUGAAAUUAAUUGAUUUUGGCUCAGGUACUUACUUGAAAGACAGCAUUUAUACUGACUUUGAUGGAACACGUGUAUAUGCACCCCCAGAAUGGAUCCAAUAUAACCGUUAUCAUGGUCGCAGUGCAACUGUGUGGUCCCUUGGAAUUUUACUAUAUGGAAUGGUUUGUGGAGAUGUCCCAUUUGAACAGGAUGAAGAAAUCGUGCAAGCAGCUAUUCAUUUUCGUACAAGACUUUCAAAUGAUUGUCAAGAUUUGAUACAAAAAUGUCUGAAGAUUCAUCCAAGUGACCGCCUACGUCUGGAAGACAUCCUACAGCAUGCAUGGAUGAACUGUAAUUUAGAUUCAUGUGCCAGCAACACAGAGGCAUUGAAUUGUGUUUGUCCUGCUAGGCGAAACUCUCUAGAUCAGCAUUCCCUGGACCAGGCUUCCACAUCUUCCCAAGAAAGCAUUUGACCACACUGUAUUCACUAGCUGUAGACUUAAUUUUAGUAUUAAAUCAUAGAAUGUCAUUUAGGGAGAGAUACUCAAUGGGAUAGGCCUCAAAUUGGCACUGACCCACAUUGGCUGUGAUGAAUGAAUUUUUUGCUUGAGCUCCCACCUUGACAAAAUAAUAAUUGGCAUUUCCCUUCCUACAUCCCUCACCUCUGGUUGUGUAAAUGUGUAAUACCUCACAUUUAAGGAUUUUGGCUUGGAAGUUCUGCUUCAAUUCCAUAAUCUAAAGUGUCAUAUAACUGCAUAAUAUUGUUUAUUAUUAUCUAUUACAGAGUCAUGUUAAUUUAUAUUAUGAUGCUUUGUUGCUCAGAUGAGGUUUUGUGUGCUGACUUACAGUUUUUAAAUUAAGAAUCGGAUAAAGUAAUUGUCUAAAAUAUUGACCUUGAAGUGUCUUUGGUAUUCAUAACAUAUUAGCGCGCACAGAUGCACAGUAUUCAUUCUUCAGUGACCACUGUAGUAGAAAAUAUAUUACAGAAAAUGAAACUCUUAGUAUUUGUGACUAAAAUUUAAUUAGUAGUUGGAUUUUUUAGAAGUUCCUUUAUUUUCAUAUUUUCACAGCCAUAUUCAAGGGCAAUGUUUAUUUGCACAGUUUUUAAUAAUUUAUUUGUAUAUCUAUCCAGACACCAGUAUACUGCAACACAGCAUGGUGCAUUGUGACUCUGUGAUGUGAUUGAUGAUUUGCUUGAUUUCAUACUUUAUUUUAAUUCACAAGUAUGUGCUGAACAUUUAUUAUUUAAAAAGGAGUAACACUUUUGUGAAUGUCCAUGUUGUUUGACAAGUGCCUAUUAAUUUGAUUGUAUGUAUAUAUUAUACUGUACAGUAUUUGAUGCAUCCAUGUUUUUUCAGGCUUACAUACAUAAGCAUUGGCAGGAGUUUUUACAGUGUAUAAUUGAAUAUAAUUGCUUGUGACCAUGACUGAAGAUCUCUAAAUGAUACAUUCACAUUCAGAGCUGUUAGAACUGCAUAAAAGACACUGCCAUUUUUCCUCUCUAAUAUGAACAGCUAUGGUGCUAUAGGAAGAGAUUUGUGUGUGCUGUAUUAAUAACAGUUUCAAGAUCAAAUGAAAUGUAACAUGUAUUCCAGUGUAUAGCUGUUUGUUUAUAUAAUAUUUGCUAACAUUAUUUUCAGUGUUAAUUUUAAUAAAUGAUAUGGGCAUAUUAUACUGAUAAUUGUCCUUGGCAUAAAGUCUAAAUGUGUACAUUAUUCUUGGGUCGGUAUUUUACCACAGCAAAAUGCUGUGUAUGAUUGAAGGGUUCAAGUUAGGAAUCAAAACUGCAGGUGCAGAUAUGAGGUUUAUCUCUCUAUUAGUGCAGCUCCUGAGUUUUUCUGUAAUUUAACAUGAUGAAAAGGUUCUACACCCCUGGGUCUUUGGAUAUUUCUAUUUUAGCUGUAUGGUUGGUCUCUGUGAAUGGAACAUGGACCUUCUUUAAUAAGGAAUGCAGUGGACCAAAUACAUAGACUCCAUCAUGAACAGGUUUAAAUUAAUCAGUUCAUAUUGAAUACUGGGUGUGUCGAAAUUACAGGAGCUUCAGUACCUGACACUUGCCUUGUGACUGUGAAAGAUGAUAUCAUUUAAGCAAGAAAUUUGAUUUACUUAUGGUAGUCAGAGAACCCAUUAAACCAAAUGCAAUAAUUACUUUAUAAAACAUUCAUGAAUUAACCUUUACUCCCUGUCUAACCAUAUAACCAUACCCAGAUAUUUAAACUGAAGGUCUGACUGAUUCAGCAGGUCAUAAGCUGGCUAAAGUAAUUUUAUUCUGCAUUGUGCUGCAGGAAGCGUAUAUAGCAAAGUGCAUUUAGUCUGUUACAUAUAUGAUUGGUGACAUGUUUCCUGAUUCCAGACUCCCAUCAUCUGUUGAUACCACACCUCCUUUCAAGCAAACAACAGUGAGAAAUUCCAUGUUAUAGUUCUUGUAUUUUAUUUAUUCUUCCUCCUUUAGUUCCCACAUAGUAUAGAUACAGCAAUAAAUUCUGGAGGGUCAGACUGGCCAGUAAUUACAGAAGUGUACCACCACCCAAGCAACUUUUUUCUCCCGUAUAAAUAGUCUGCUCAGAGAGUGCUUUAGUGGUCGUAGUUCUAAAGAUAGUAAUAUUUUUGAGAUCUGAUACUCUUACUUCCCCCCCCCCAGGCUGCAAAAUCUGUGUUGUAUAAGAUUUAGAUCCUUUAUUCUAGCAUCAUAGAUGUUAACUUACAAACAAAUAGCAAACUUGGACAUUAGACUUUCUGUGCCCUGCAUAAAUGGCCAGAAAUAUUUUUCAGAAAUUUUCCAACCAGAAGUUGAUUUUAAUUUUGAAAUUAUAUAACCACAAUCAGGCAAUGCACAAUGUGCAAAAGCCUUCCUUUCCUUCAUUGCAUAUUUCCUCCAGACCUGUUCCUGCUAUAUGGUUGAAAUUUUCAAGAGUCACAAAAACAAGGGCCAGGUAAAUGGCUACUGGAAGAUUUUAAGCUAGGAAUGAAAACUCUGGAACUUAGGGAGGGGUGAACAGUUCUCUAAAUUAAAUUCUGAAAUAGUUACAUGUUUAAAUAUUAUAUUUUAAUUGUAAAGUAAAUUUAUUUUUAAUAAUGCACAUCAGAUAAUCUCAUACUAUGGACAUAGCAUGCUUCAAAUCAAGCCAUAAUUUGAAAUCCAUUAUAUUGGCCUAAAAACAUAUAUCAGACAUUGGGCAUGAAAGUCUAAAGGUCAGCAAUCAUGAGCUGAAUUAUCCAGUAUUAAAUCAAGAAAUUAUGUGUUAUUCUCGUCUGAUAUUGGAUGCUUCAAUUUGAAAGGUAUUGUAUUGCUAUAAAAUUCAUGGAAGAGUAAUGAUGUGGGUUGUAAAUAAUUGCUGAUGGUUUUUGUUGUUAUAUUUAUUUUAUGAUGCAGUUUUGCAAAAUGAAACCUCAUAUUAUUGAUGAAUUAUAAUUUAUUUCAGUAAUAUUCUUUUUUCAUCUAGCAUAUUAUGUUGUAGGUGCUGUAUAUUACUGAAUUGAUACAGCUGCCACCUAUUCUCUCUUGUAAACUACAAUUCUUAUGGAAUGUUUUCUUGAAAAGUAACCAUUAUCUAUCUUGUAGUGGCAGGCAGUGACACUCUCUCUAGAUACUUAUAAACUUUCAGCACAUGUUACCCAAUAGGAAUAAAACAGUAUUUUGUACACUCAACUACUUUAAUUCCAUCAUGAUUCCACCUUCAAUAGUUUCUGCUACAUCAAAGUGUUAUAUUAUCAGGUGUUGUUUUAGUUGUGGGGAAAUCAGAGUAUCGGAUAAGUAAAACAUACACAGUGAAUUAGUGUAUACUCAUAGUGGAAUAUUGGAGAGUGAAGUUUUUUUUUCUUCUGAACCUUACUGGCCUUGAGCUUUUAUACACUGGGAAAUAUGUUUGACUAGAGGAGGCCGUUUGUUUUCUAAAAGCACAGCUGAAUUGUGCGCCAACUGAUGGUGCUUAUUGUAUCUUGAAGUGUGUUUUAUUCCUUUUUCUUUAGAAAUCAGUGUAACUUACAUAAUAAAUGGAAAGAAUGUGAGUGAUAGAUAUAAUGUUAUAUCUGUCAGUCUCUGGUUUCAUCCUUGCCCCAAGACAUGUUGAAACUGCUUCUGUGUUAACUUUUAUGUUCAUGCUAUUAGUGUACCAUGUCAGAUGUUGGCUUGCUUGCAUUUGAAUUUCAUUAUAUGUGAUUUCUGAACACUAUAUCUCUAUAAAAUAAGAGAUUGUAUACUUACAGUGAUGUUAUGGUGUUAAAAAUAUAAUAAACUUGCAGCAAUUCAUAUUUUAAAGUAUGACUCAUCUCAUGCCACUUAAGUAAGUGUGCAAGUUACUUAUGGCUUGUAAGCUGAGCUUGGAGAACUUCAGCUUCAGAAA
Molecule: messenger RNA, 5175 nt
Organism: Cryptotermes secundus
Lineage: Eukaryota; Metazoa; Arthropoda; Insecta; Blattodea; Kalotermitidae
Product: serine/threonine-protein kinase pim-3
Exons: 7
Coding region: 310-1305 (331 amino acids)
Biological process (GO): negative regulation of apoptotic process; protein autophosphorylation
Cellular component (GO): cytoplasm
Molecular function (GO): protein serine/threonine kinase activity; ATP binding
Source: RefSeq, a predicted model, not a curated record